Messenger RNA from Stegodyphus dumicola, 590 nucleotides. RefSeq names its product small ribosomal subunit protein eS19-like. The record is from RefSeq and is a predicted model, not a curated record. Gene Ontology annotation, molecular function: RNA binding; structural constituent of ribosome. Gene Ontology annotation, biological process: ribosomal small subunit assembly; translation. NCBI's taxonomy places the organism in Eukaryota, Metazoa, Arthropoda, Arachnida, Araneae, Eresidae. Gene Ontology annotation, cellular component: cytosolic small ribosomal subunit; ribosome.
UCGCACUUCCACUCAACUCAUUUAAUCUGGAAUUGACUGGAGUUCAGGCUUAGCGGAAACGCGUGGCGAAAUCUCUUAAUUCCUAGCAGUGAUAUUGGCGUGUUUUUUCCCUAGUCCAAAAUGCCUUGCACUAGCGUUAAAGACGUAAACCAACAUGAGUUUGUGAAAGCUCUUGCUGCUCAUUUAAAAAAGUCUGGAAAAUUGAAAGUUCCAGAGUGGGUUGAUGUAGUAAAAACUGGAAUGCACAAAGAGCUUGCACCUUACGAUGAAGAUUGGUUUUACACUCGAUGUGCAUCUGUUGCCAGACAUUUGUAUAUGCGAUCACCUGCAGGCGUAGGAGCCCUUACCAAAAUUUACGGUGGACGAUACCGAAGAGGUACCCGUCCAUCAAAAUACUGCAGAGGAUCUUCAAGUGUUGCAAGAAAAGUACUCCAAGCUUUAGAAAAUCUGAAAUUAGUAGAGCAGGAUACUGCUGGAGGUCGGAAGUUAUCUAGCCAAGGAAGAAGGGAUCUGGACAGAAUUGCCAGCCAGAUAAGAAAAUCUUAAAAAAUGUAUAAUAAGUUCAAAAUAAAAUAAAGGAAAAAAAUGUG